AUGAUUCACUCUGGUCGUGAACAUAGUUUUCUAAUAGUGUAUAGCUAUAGGACUCAUGAUACAUCAUCUUCACAAUGUCAAGAUCUAAGAUCGAAUUGUCCAGACGGUUGGUUAGAAGAAAGAGACCAAUGCUAUCGACCUAUACCAUCCUGUCUAAGUCUAUUCUCUAAUGAGGAAAAAGAAGCUUUUUGUCGAGCGGUGCUAGGAGCAGAUAUAGGCUACGUGAAUGGGGUUUUAUCUUGUGUCUCUGAUUUGAGAAUUCCUGACAGCGUUUUAAUGCAAAUAUUGGAACCCAAAUCAGGUAGCUCUCUAAGCAAACGAGUUUUUGGUAAUUCCGGCUUCGGAAGAUAG
Lottia gigantea (owl limpet) is the source of this 351-nucleotide messenger RNA. RefSeq lists its product as hypothetical. NCBI's taxonomy places the organism in Eukaryota, Metazoa, Mollusca, Gastropoda, Lottiidae. The transcript has 4 exons. The record is from RefSeq and is a predicted model, not a curated record. Bases 1 to 351 code for a protein of 116 amino acids.